This is a messenger RNA of Sodiomyces alkalinus F11, 2619 nucleotides long. RefSeq names its product ATP-dependent RNA helicase SUV3. Gene Ontology annotation, biological process: RNA catabolic process; mitochondrial RNA 3'-end processing. The record is from RefSeq and is a predicted model, not a curated record. NCBI's taxonomy places the organism in Eukaryota, Fungi, Ascomycota, Sordariomycetes, Glomerellales, Plectosphaerellaceae. The transcript is spliced from 2 exons. Gene Ontology annotation, cellular component: mitochondrial degradosome. Gene Ontology annotation, molecular function: hydrolase activity, acting on acid anhydrides; ATP binding; RNA helicase activity. The coding region runs from base 183 to 2375 and encodes 730 amino acids.
ACACAGACUUGCUGCAGCUGCUUAGCGAUAUAUUUUUCAGGAUCCUUCGUUUCUUUCUCAAUCCACGGGCUUGGAGACCCCCCCCAGCCAUGAGGUUGCCAGCUUGGAUUGAGCCACCAUGAAGCUACUCCUGCGAGCUGUUGUCUGUCGCCCGGCAGCCUGUACAAGGCCUUCGUUUCGAAAUGGCUUCGCGACAAGCUCCCCCGUGCUGUUUAGUGGCCGGACAACCCCUGGCCAACUCGGGCCCCAGAAAUGCGCGAAAGAAGAAAUACGAAGUCUUCAAAUCCAUGGUCAACACGCAGUUCAACAAGGUUGUUGACGAGAUGAGCUCCUCCGAUAUUAGACAAGGACUGAAGGGCUUCGGGAUACGAAGCGGCCAUGCCCUGGCGAACGAAGUCGUCCUGUUCCGCAAGACAAUAGCCCAGGCCAUGGCCAUGGCGGAACGAGGCAACGAUAACCGGAACACCAACCCCCUGUUUUGGGCCCUUCGAAAUGCCUUUAUCCGCGGCGACGUCAAGGGCUUGGCCUCCGAGAUUCGAUAUUCCUUCCAGAGCUUCAUGAUUCGCGCCCGCCUCACGGGCGCAGUUGGCAAAAGCCAGAAGCAGCUUGCCGAUUUCCGCUAUCCGAUGGAGUGGUUCCCUGCGACCAGGGCCAUGCAGCGGACCAUCCACCUCCACGUCGGGCCGACCAACUCCGGCAAGACCUAUCACGCCUUGAAAGCGCUCGAAUCCGCCAACUCGGGCAUCUACGGAGGGCCGCUGCGUCUGCUGGCCCAGGAGAUCUACGCCCGCUUUCAAGCCAAGGGGAAGCCCUGUGCCAUGGUGACGGGAGAGGAGCAACGCAUCCCCCAGGACGCCGAUAACUACUUCAUCAGCUGUACCGUGGAGAUGACGCCCUUGAACCGGGUCGUCGAAGUGGCCGUCCUUGACGAAAUCCAGAUGAUCGGAGAUCCCGAUCGCGGCUGGGCCUGGACCCAAGCCCUGCUCGGUGUCAUGGCCAAAGAGGUCCACCUCUGCGGCGAGGAGCGCGCCGUCAAUCUGAUUCAAUCCGUUUGCGCCGCCAUUGGGGACAAGUGUAUCGUGCAUCGCUACAAGCGGCUCAGUCCCCUGGAGACCAUGAACGAGAGUCUAAACAACGACCUGAAAAACCUGCGCAAGGGCGACGCCGUCAUUGCUUUCAGCCGUGUCAACCUCCACGGUCUGAAGAAAGCCAUCGAGGAGGAAACGGGUCGCCGCUGCGCCAUUGUCUACGGUUCUUUGCCGCCCGAGACGAGAGCGCAACAGGCCGCUCUUUUCAACGACCCCGAUAACGACUACGACUUUUUGGUUGCGAGCGACGCCGUCGGCAUGGGCUUGAAUCUGGAGAUCAAACGCGUCGUUUUCGAAACGGUCACCAAGUUCGACGGGACCAACGUCCGUCGCCUGACCACGUCUGAAACGAAGCAGAUCGGAGGGAGAGCGGGUCGGUUCAAGACGGCCCGGGAGGCGGCGCAGGGAGACGGCUCCGCCCUCGACGUCGGCAAGGAUCCGGCGGACGGCAAGAUGGGCUACGUCACUACCCUCGACCAAUUGGAUUUAGAAGCCGUCCGGGAGGCUUUCGAGUCGGGCAUCGAACCGUUGGAGGCAGCCUACAUCAGCCCACCGGCGUUCAUCUUAGAACGCUUUUCCGAGUACCUGCCCCCCGAUGUCCCGCUCUCCUUCAUGUUGCUGCGGAUCCGCGAGCUGGCGAGAGUUUCGCCCAUGUUUCUCGUGGAAGUCUCCCCCGACGCCCUUGCCAUGGCCGAUGCCAUCCAAAGCUACCCGCUUACCAUCCACGAGCGCCUCGCCAUGAUGAACGCGCCCGUCCAACUGCGGGAACCGGGCAUGCCCGCCCUCGUCCAGGCCAUGGCCCGCUGCCUUGCGACCCGGAAGGGAGGCGCCUUGUGCGACCUGAAAGAGGUCGACCUCGAGAUGCUGGACAAGACCCUGGACGACUACGGCGGGAACGGACGCGACUACCUCCGCCACGUCGAGUCGCUGCACCACGCCAUCACGCUCUACCUGUGGAUGAGCUACCGGUUCGCCAACGUGUUCGUCAGCCAGAAGCUGGCCUUCCACGUGAAGGACCUCGUGCAGGCCAAGAUUGAGCAGUACCUCGACACCUCCGUCUCGUUCCGCACCGACAAGCACGAGAUGCUGCGCGACGUCCGGCGUAGGGAGGCCCUCAAGCGCGAGAGGGAGCAGCAGCGCAUUUUCGGCAAGAGCGCCACGGCUGCGGCGGAAGCCGUUGCCGAACAGGGUCCUGGACGAUGGAACGAGCCGGGUCACGAAGAGCCGUUGGUGGAGGAGGCUCGGGAAUACGAGGAGCUUGAUGAUGGCGGCUCGGGCUCACGAUGAUUCCGGAAAGCGGGCGGGAGGUUUAGGAGUCUAUUCGCCGGUCCAUAGACUUCAUUUAUUCAUGUAUAGUACUGUAUAAUAUGUUACCGCAGAUGUGUUCGAACGAAAGCCGUAUAGAGGGCGUAGGAAUGGAACUGGUUGGACAACCAACGACAGGGUUUGAAUGGCCCUGAAUGUACCAUAGUUUUACAGCGGGAUCUCGCAGUUCUCUUAUCAUAAACAUAAGUAAGGGGAACACUCACAC